AUGAUGAUCUCAGAGGCAGUCCUGUUUUUGAUACAAUACUCCUCUAAAGAGCUGGACGGUCAGGAGAAGACCAUCCAGACCGGAGACUGCUGCUAUCUCAACCCACUGGUGCAAAGGACCUUUCGCUUUCUGGGCGUCUACACGUUCGGCCUGUUCACCGUGGACAUCUUUGUGAACGCCGGCCAGGUGGUGACGGGGAAUCUGUCCCCCCACUUCCUGACGGUGUGUAAGCCCAACUACACAGCCCUGGGCUGCCAGCACGCCCUGAUCUACAUCAGCCAACAGGAGGCCUGCACCGGGAACCAGGAGGAUAUCCUGCGCGCACGCAAAACCUUCCCCUCCAAAGAGGCUGCCCUCAGUGUCUAUGCAGCCUUCUAUCUUGCGAGUUACAUCACAUGUACAGUGGAAGUCAAAGGAACGCGGCUAGCCAAGCCUGUGCUGUCCCUGGGUCUGAUGUACCUGGCUUUCCUCACGGGACUCAACAGAGUGGCUGAGUACCGGAACCACUGGUCUGACGUCAUCGCUGGAUUCAUCAUAGGAGUGGCCAUCGCCACUUUCCUGGUAAGAACCUGUCCUGCAGCAGCAUCACAAUCCUCACGAUGUACUGUGUGCAUAUUUGGACAGCCUCGUGCACCAACUCCUUGGUGAUUCUGACGCUGUCGUAACUUUGGACACCGUACCACUUUUGUUGU
Salvelinus sp. IW2-2015 is the source of this 692-nucleotide messenger RNA. RefSeq names its product phospholipid phosphatase-related protein type 5-like. The record is from RefSeq and is a predicted model, not a curated record. Gene Ontology annotation, cellular component: plasma membrane. NCBI's taxonomy places the organism in Eukaryota, Metazoa, Chordata, Actinopteri, Salmoniformes, Salmonidae. Gene Ontology annotation, molecular function: phosphatidate phosphatase activity. Gene Ontology annotation, biological process: phospholipid metabolic process; phospholipid dephosphorylation; signal transduction.